Arctia plantaginis is the source of this 2256-nucleotide messenger RNA. Lineage: Eukaryota; Metazoa; Arthropoda; Insecta; Lepidoptera; Erebidae. The record is from the annotation of a GenBank genome assembly.
AUGGCAAACGAGGAGGUGUUGGGUCCGCGGAAGACGAUGGUCGUUCUUGUGAUAGUUGUUGGGUGUUUUGCUGUGUUGUGGCCUAGGAUCUUGUCACCGCUGAUAGUGGGCCCCAGUCGUGAGCAGCUCAAGCCGAACCAGUUCGACCGGGACGCAGGAUGCUGCGAGGUAAUAUUCGAGAAAGACAUGGCGGUCCUACAGUUAAUCAACGAAAUCUGCAGCUCAGCCACUCAUACGGAUAAGAUCUCACCGUAUUCAGCCUCAGAAUGUAGAAAAGCUGUUAACGAAACCUGUGGAUUGGACAUAGUAGCAUUCCUGAAACACAAUGAAAAUGUUGGGAAAUCCACGAAAAUCCUCGUCGAGACUAUGAAGAACAGCAACAGUUCCUGUCUGCGGGAGCACUUCGGUGUGCCUGUCUGGAGUCUCGGCCCCCACCUUAUACAGAAUUCGUGGACCAUACCAGACACAUUAAAGCAAGAACGUCCAGCUGUCCGCGGUGUCGGUCCUCAUCCUGCCCUCCGUGAAAGAGGUCGUGCGAUCCCCGCUGGAACACCCCCUCCGCCACCGACCAGAGGGCCCGUGACGAUGCCACCUCAUGCUAGGGUACGAUCCUCCCCCCUAUCGGUCUACUUUGAACUGGAUAUCAAGCCACCACCGAUCCCAGGUAUGCGGCCACCCUUGGGCAACCCCGGCGGUCCUGUGCCUGCCCCUAAGUCAUCCAUGGGCUUCGUGAUGCCCAUCUACACCAUCUGCAUCAUUGUGUUCUUCGUGUACACUCUAAGCAAGAUUCUAUUCAAACGCACGGGGACAUCGUCGUACGAGCCCAUCUCUCCAGACCCACAGUUCAGGCGGCGAGUCUUCCGCGACGACUCCAGAACGUCACCUGACAAGCUGGUUGUUACCGCCAUAUCAGGGCUGGUAGCUGAGGUGCAGCAGCAGAUGGAGGCGAGCUACGCGCAGAAUCAGCAACGACAGGAUGUGCAGCAGGAUAAUCAAACUCGCCCGUACACAAACGGUACAAUCUUACACAACAGCGGUCCGGUACACAUAGUUGCUAGCGAAUUUCAAGAGCAGACUAAAGAAAAGACCCCUGAUCCUCAAGAAGAGAAAGAAGUAUCAACUGCUCCAGAAAUCGAAAAGAAUGUAACGGAAGAAGAUACGUUAAUAAAAGAGAAGGACGCUACCCCAGAAUUAGAAGCUAUUGAUAGUGAAGAUGACGAAUCAAAUGAACCCAUUAAAGAAGCUUUAACGGAAUCUGUAGUAGAGAAGGAACCGAUUUCUGAACAAGAAACACAUGUCAAAGAAACCAGUCCUGAAUUAGAUGAAGAUAAUAAAAAGUCCACUCCAGAACUAGAUAAAGAUGUUAAAGUUGGAACACCGGAACUUAAAGAAAAUACGCCAGAAACAAAAGCCGAUAUAGAAGAAGAGGAGGCGGAGGAAGAAAUAGAAGAAGAAGAAGAAGAAAUUGAAGAUGAAGACCUAGAAGAGAUAGAACCCGCAAAAUUAAAAGCAUCAAGGGAAAAACCCGAAUCAACUGAAUCUAUCCAAGCAAAUGAAUUCGCGAAAUCCGAAGAAGCUGUGAAAGUUGAAAAAAAUGGAGAUAUACAUAGAACAAGCGAUUUCUUAAAAGAAGAAACAAAGGCACUUAUUGAAGAGAAGAAAGAGAAGCAGUCGACACCCGAACUUCUGGAAGAAGCCAUCAAAGAUGAUGAAGAAGAAGAUGACAAUGAGAAAUCCAGUGUGAAAGUGGUAGGCAUGGAGGUCACAGCGCACCUGGCCGACGGAGGCACGUGUCGGGCCACACCUCCAGCGGCACCGGCUCCGCGUCCGCUAGCCGCUGCGACAACGCUACCGCGUGCGCACGAGGCUGAGAGCGUCCAGUCCAUAUACCUGGACACGGACAUCCCGCAGCAGUCGCGUGUUCUCGUGACGGAGUUCGCGGAAGACCGCGCCGAUAAGCCACAGCCCACCAAGCACUCACCGAUGGUGGUGAGCGGGAAAAUGACGCUCUCCUUGAUUCAGGACUCGCCGCGGGAGACACCUGAACGGGACCAAGAGUCGACGGUUGAUGACUUUACCACGGCGAGCGCUGUGACACAGAAUGCACCAGAGAAACAAGGCGAAGAGUCUGAUGAAGAAAUCGAGGAGGAGAUAGAAAUAGAGGAAAUCGAGGAGGAAGUUGAAGAGAUAGAGGAAGAAGAGGAGGAGGAAGAGCCGCAGAAGAAACAAAAGGAACCAAUCAAGAAGACAGAGUGA